AUGAAUCCCGUGAUACGAAUGAGCGUCGUACUGUGGCUGAUCUGCGCCGCAGUUGCAGAGACCACAGAACAAAACUCUACUUCCACCACAAAAGCGAUUCGCACCACAAUAUUACCAUCGAGGACCACAAGGACUGAACUCAAGGUCUCCAGAAGCCUUAACCCACUCGAUACACAAACUCUUAACGUGAGAACAAAAUCUGGUCAUAUGACGCAAUUAAUUGUCAAAAAGAAAGACAAAACCACUACUUACGCCAGCAGUACUACUGCGUCCCCAACCACGGCCUCUCUAAGAACAACAGUUUCUAAUUUUAAUAGUACGUCGGACGAAAUAAAAAACAAAACAGAAGCACGCGACCAAAGAAAAUUAAAUUUCAUGGGAACAGUCAACAGUGAUUUAGCUGGAUACGAUUAUUACCAAAGCCGUAUCAAAAACCCUGAAGAAUUAAGUGACGUUCAGGCAGAGUACGGUAACUGGUCGCCAGUAUCUGUUUAUCCUGAAUCUCAUAUUCAAGAGGAUGGCCGAAAACCUGAAUCUGAUCCUGAAACGUCGAAUUAUUAUCCCACUUAUGAUAAUGACAAGCAGACGGAAAACAAAAAAGUGUAUAUUACUUCAACUAGCCUUUUUGACUAUGGCGGACGUAUUAAAAGCUACAGAUUUGACCCACACAAUCCAGUUAUCAAAAAUGAUAGGAACCCUGUUUAUAUUGAAGUGGUGAGCACUAAAGUCUCUGAAGGUGACGGUAAGUCCUUCAAAGUACCAGAUCCAGUCAUGGUAAGCUCAGACGAAUCGUACAUUAAGAAAGCUAUUGAAAAGUUUAACAAACGUGGAAGGUCCAUACUUACCCUCGGAGAAGACGGAAUCCCAGAAAUUCAAGGUGUAAGGAUGCCUGACGAUGAGUCUGACAAAAAAACAUGGCGUAACGCAAGAGUCGUGAACGGAGAGUUGCUCCCUUAUCCCGAAGGUUAUACUCCAUCAAAGGCUGUACCUGAAGCCGAUGUAUAUCCCAAUAUUGGAGAUGCAGAUCCCUCACAAAGUUUCGGUCCUUUCACCAAGGAAGACAACUUUGAACAAAAGGAUGGGCCAUUCACUAAAUUUGAUAAUUUGAAAUUCGAAGCGUCUGACGCUGACCCAUUCUUGACUAGCGAGAACUCAGCAUACUCAUACAAACAGAAAAAAGACAAUUACUAUCUUAAGCCUGGCUACGGUCCUUUCACUAAGGCUGACAAUUCAAAAGUUGCAAAUUCAAAGCUCAUCGAGUAUAUCAAACAGAUUAACGAACAAGAAUCAAAACGCGACUACUUUAGUGGACGGAGCUCGAAGUCGCAUAAUGGUGAUCUUGAAUACGCAGAGAGUCAUAUCCAAAGGCGGAUGCUCCAACAUCCCGGAGAAACGAAUUUCCCAAACUCCGCAAUGUACACUCCUAAAAAUGCGAAGCCAGGUUUCGACGAAAGCGUAAGAAAUCCUGUUCUUCAGUACGCUCAUCCUGACUUGGGAGUGCAGCCUGCAAAAUCUCCUCGUGAUAACUUGGAAAAUUACGAAAACAAAGAACGUAAAAUUAAAUAUUACACUAACAAUAUUCCAAAAAGUGCUCACCCUUAUCCAAUGGAGCCAAUCAAUGGUUAUGGACAGCAACGUUCUCAAUCUUCCAUUAACGCCAAUAAAUACUACGAAGAUGAAUACAACAAGUUUUCUUACUACGACAACAGUUACAGCCCACACCUGGCGAGAUACCCAUACGGUAACUACGCCUACAUUAAGCGUGUGCCUGAACCAUCUCUCUGGAAGAGAUUCACGGACUCUAUGAAGGACACAAUAAACACUGCCAGCUCAGCUGUUCAGCAAUUCACACGGCCAAUCAUUGAACCCAUUGCAAAAGUUACACAACCUGUUUUUGACCCAAUUGUCGAAGCAACUCAUAAAAUCUCUUCGAACUUAGGUCUAUACCAUUCAAAUAGCAUUCAAACUCAGAGAUAUGCUCAGGAUAAAAUUGGCAUAGUUCCUUCUGGAGCCCCCGGUAUGCUGCCAGCUAUCGGCCUCAUGGCUGGUGGAGCAGCAUUAGGUCUAGGUGCAGUUGCCAUGGGUCGAUAUUUAGAUGUUAAUCUAAUGCGUAGUGCCGGUGCAAGUGAAGAGGAAAUUCAAGACGAACUAGAGAAAGAGCACAAGAGAGCUUUAGGAGCAACCUACGAUAUUGAUAAACAGAUUUUAAGUAGUCAGAAAGUUUAUGAUGACAACUACAAGAUGCCCAGUGAAAACGUGUACGUUGUAAUGUCACCAGACGCAGUGACGACCAGGUCUAAGCGAGACGUGAUGGGCUUCUUGCAAGAGCCAAUAUACGAAGGUGCGAGGUUAAGAAGGGUAAAGCGGAAACACCUCGUGAAAAGGUCUCUUCAUGAAGACUUUGGCGAUGACUUACAACAUUUAGACAGUUCUUCAAGCUCGUCUUCUCUUACGUCAGCAGCAAUGCACUUAGUGAAACAGACUGAUUGGAGAGACUCUCAGUGUGCAAAGUUCACUUUUUGCAAAGUGCUUACGUCACAGCCUUCAGAUUCUAUCUUCGUGAUGGAGAAGAAAAUGGAGUCUUUACUAAAACUCAUUUCUCGAGGCAAUGACGCAAGCGUAGCGGGCGUCGCACAUCAGUUGGGCGACGUAAUGGCUGCCAGCAGAGACCACAACUGUCAUCGCUUCAAAUGUGACUUACACUGA
Messenger RNA from Arctia plantaginis, 2706 nucleotides. Lineage: Eukaryota; Metazoa; Arthropoda; Insecta; Lepidoptera; Erebidae. The record is from the annotation of a GenBank genome assembly.